This is a messenger RNA of Prorocentrum cordatum, 639 nucleotides long. The record is from the annotation of a GenBank genome assembly. NCBI's taxonomy places the organism in Eukaryota, Dinophyceae, Prorocentrales, Prorocentraceae.
GCGUACAGGAUGUGGACCCGUCGCUGGCCCAGUGCCCCAACCUGUGUUUCGGCGGCCAGUGCACCUUCCACGGUCAGGACGGCGAGCCGCUGGUGCGGAAGGACAGGUUCCCCGACAUGAAGGCGCUGGUCGAGUACGGGCACUCGCUGGGCCUGAAGGUGGGUACCUACCUGAACAACUGCAUAUGUAUGGAGGUCAACCUUGAGCCGCACUACGAAGAGGAUGUAAGGUGGUUUACGGACAUGGGCUUCGACGGCGUGAAGAUCGACGGAUGCGGGUCGUCCCACAACGUCUCCUACUACGCCGACCUGUUCAAUGCGACUGGUAGGCCCGUGCGGAUCGAGAACUGCCACAACAGCUGGCCCGACUUCUCGACAGGCUCGUGCCCCAUGCACUUCUUCCGGACCGGCGGGGACAUCGGCCCCAGCAUGGACAGCAUCCUCACCGAGGCCUACUCCACCAUCGACGCCGCCGACCUCCUCGUCCCGAGGUCUGGGCCGGGAUGCUGGGCUUAUCUGAUGGGCCGUCGCCUCCCUUGCCGCCGUGCAUUUCUCUCGCCGCCGCUCCUCCCUCCCUCCCUCCCUCCGUCCGUUCCUCCCUCCUUCCCUCUUUCCCUCCCUCUUCCCUCCUCUCCCUCCC